Molecule: messenger RNA, 1410 nt
Organism: Guillardia theta CCMP2712
Lineage: Eukaryota; Cryptophyceae; Pyrenomonadales; Geminigeraceae
Exons: 17
Coding region: 1-1410 (469 amino acids)
Source: RefSeq, a predicted model, not a curated record
AUGUCAGACCUGUUUCCUUACGGUCAGAGACCCAACGACGGGGAGACGGAGGUUUUGUUGAAGAUUGCUCGCGUGUUUGUGCCGCAGAUUAUAACCAAGAAGAAGUUCGAGGUCAUGAAGAAGCGGAUCGUGGAUAUCUGUGCCGAGGCCGUUUCGAAGGAUUCGGAGGAGAACGUGAUUCGCAACAACGAAGUUUAUCGCAGUUGCAACCUCGAGCUGGAAAAAUGGGUCACCCCUGAACUGCCCCAGAAUGUAAACUAUCAAACUUUCCUGAAGGCUCUUCCCUUGUACCUGCGGUCCCCUGGGAAGAAAUGCGACCAGACAGCAUCGGCCGUGGCUUUCAUCCUGCAGAUGAUCUCAUUCAGAGACUUCUGCGAGUUCAUUCUGUUUGCCAACAAGGAGGUGAAGGGGAUCCGGAGCUGCGCGUCUGAAUUUCAGCCGAUGGAUCUCCAGCUUCCUCCUGAGUCGCAGGGUCUCAUCUCGUCCCAUCUCAACGAGGCGAACGAGGCUCUCAAGGGAUUCGGUCAGAGGCCGUCAGGGCCGGGGUGGGUUGAGUUUGCCAAGAACAAGUCGAUCCAUGCUGAGAAGAAGAUCACGACCAAUGACCUUCUGAAACAGAAGAAUGAAAUGUGGUUCCGCAUUAUGAUGGAAGCAGAGCUGACGUAUGUGGAGUGUUGCGACAUGUUUCACUUCGUUGGAGACAGAAGGCAGGAAUGGGACACAAAUUACCAGGGACAUGAAAUCAUCUACCGCAACGAGCAGCGACCGGCCGACGACUUUGUGAUGAAGUACGACGUGAACCUCGGACGCCUCAUGCACUUGUUCAACAUCCCCCGAUCCUACACAAUCCGCGUCAUCCGCAGGCACAACUUCCCCGCACAGAACAUGUGCACGCAAGUGACGAUCCCCUGGAACUUGGAGACGAACACCUACGACGAGAACAACAAAACCUUCAAACUCAAAGUCACCACCAUCGGCCCCAGCCCGAGAAAUCCUGAGAAGUCCAUCAUAAUGGAGACGGCCAAGGCAAAUAUUCGCUUUCUGCCCAUCUGGAUGCAGAAGAUCAUCUUGUCAACCAUCACUCCCAAGAUCAUCGGAGGAAUGAUCAUUCGAUACAUCCAGAAGAUCAAGAAAAAGAACAAGGUGGUUGAUCUCAACACAGUCCAGGCAGAGAACAAAUCUUCAGCCUCGUUCCCCGGUAGCGCCUUGAUGGGACUGGAGCAGGAGAAGCAGAACCAGGAGAGGAUCCUCGCUCACAACAUGAGCAUGGCUCCCUUGAUCUCUCAGAGCAACGAAAUGGGUUUCGCUGGGCUCAUCCCAGGCACGAGUGCAGGAGAGGAGCAGAUCUUUCUCAACGGGUCGGAGCCGCAGACAUGGGACCUGGACUGGCUCAUGCCUGCCCCCGGAUAA